Molecule: messenger RNA, 2832 nt
Organism: Saccoglossus kowalevskii
Lineage: Eukaryota; Metazoa; Hemichordata; Enteropneusta; Harrimaniidae
Product: gamma-aminobutyric acid type B receptor subunit 2-like
Biological process (GO): G protein-coupled receptor signaling pathway; gamma-aminobutyric acid signaling pathway
Cellular component (GO): membrane; G protein-coupled receptor heterodimeric complex
Molecular function (GO): G protein-coupled GABA receptor activity
Source: RefSeq, a predicted model, not a curated record
AUGAUGCUCCACUGUAGUUCUCUUCCCAUGUUGUUACUGGCACUGCAGUUCUCAUGGCCGUUACCGAUAAAGACGGUUUCAGUUGCGUUGCCUGAGAACAAUACCGACUCGGUUGUGGACUUGUAUAUCGCUGCUAUGUUUCCGUUCACGUCAGACGGGCCCGAGAGUGGCGUCACCAGGGGUGUGGAACCAGCCAUCAACUUGGCUCUUCGACAUAUCAACAAUGACAGUGACGUUCUGAGCGGGUGCCGAUUAAAAAUGAAGUUCUAUGACACUAAGUGCGAUAUGGCUGAAGGUACAAAGGCGUUUUUUGAAGCUGUUGCGGAAGGACCGCCUAAAGUAGCAUUAUUUGGCGGCAUAUGUGAAAAUGUCACUGCACCCAUUGCAGAAACAGUGGCAUGGUGGAACUUGAUACAGCUAUCGUACGCAAACACGGAACCUUUUUUAUCAGAACGAGAGAAGUACCCGACGUUCUUUCGAACCAUUCCGUCUCUGACAGAUUUUAACCCUGCUAAAUUGCAACUAAUGGAAUAUUUUAACUGGACACAUGUUGCAACCUUACAUCAGGACACGCCACAGUUUGCAUUUGCGCAAAAUAAGCUGUCCAGCAGCAUAGACGGUUCCGAGAAGAAAAUAAUCGAAAUGAAGAGCUUUGCCGAUGAUCCCACAAAUGCAGUAUCAUCCAUCAAGGAGUCUGGAGCAAGAAUUAUUCUGGGAUCCUUUGAUCAGAAAAUGGCGCUAGAUGUUUUCUGCAAGGCUUACAGAGAAGAACUAUAUGGCAGAAAGUAUGUAUGGAUUAUUCCGGGUUGGUACGAAGAAAAUUGGUGGAACGUUACUAACAUACCGGGUGGGUGUUCUUCCGGCGAUAUUCUGCAAGCACUUGAGGGGUCUCUGGCCACGAAUAGCCUGCCCCUGAGUACUAAAGCACAGGAAACAGUGUCUGGUUUGACACCAUCAGAGUACAAGCAGCAGUAUGACAACAUUAUUGGUAACAACUCUACUCCCUUUCAUGGAUAUGCGUACGAUGGAGUCUGGGUAAUAGCUUUGGCCCUGGACAAACUGCUGAGACGAACAGACAACAUUUCGUCGUUGUCCAAUUACACAUACGAUAACAAAGAAGUUUUUAAGCAGUUGUUUGAUGCAAUGAAUGAGACUGAUUUCUUUGGCGUCACAGGGCCAGUAAAAUUCAAAAAUGGUGAUCGUCUUGGUACAGUUGUGCUUGAGCAAUUUCAAGCUGGAAGGCAAGUUAAAAUUGGCGAGUACUAUGCACAUACUGACACUAUUAACGUGACAGAGAAUUCUAUCAUAUGGCAAGGGGGACUGCCACCAUUGGACCUUCAAAUUGUGCACAGGAUUCCCGCUGACGUGUCUCUCGUUUUAUUCGCCACAAUGUGUUGUUUCAGUUACAUUGGGAUCAUGGUGGCGAUGGUCUUCCUGUUUUUUAAUAUGAGAUUCAGAAAACACAGGUAUAUUAAGAUGUCAAGUCCGUACAUUAAUAAUCUGAUUAUAAUUGGUGGUCUUCUAUGUUAUGCGUCUGUGUUUUUUUCGGGAUCACAUAGUUCAUAUCGUUCAGACAAGGCUUUUAAUCUGUUAUGUGGGUUGAGGGCGUGGUCACUGGCAUUGGGUUUCACAUUGUCGUUUGGUGCCAUGUUCGCAAAGACGUGGAGAGUGUACAGUAUUUUCACAGACAUAAGACUGAAAAGGAAGGUGAUAAGGGAUGCGAAAUUAUUUACAAUAGUUGGCACAUUGGCGUUUAUUGAUUUGAUAAUUCUUAUCUCCUGGGGCAUCGUUGACCCUCUGGUAAGGCAAGAACAGGAAGGAACGGCGAAGCCGGACCAGAGUGGAAGUGACGUAACUAUUAUUCCCAUAACACACCAUUGCAAAAGUACCCGGAUGACGAUGUGGCUUUCGCUGAUCUAUGUUUCCAAAGGAGUGCUUAUGGUGUUCGGUUGCUUCUUAGCUUGGGAAACUCGACAAGUCAGUAUUCCUGCGCUAAACGACAGUAAAUACAUCGGUAUGAGCGUAUACAACGUUGUUGUCAUGUGUACCGUUGGGGUCGCUCUAUCGUUCUUCAUACCAGAUUCACCGAGUGCGUCGUUUGGUCUCUUAUCACUGUUCAUAUUAUUUUCAACGACCGUGACGCUUUGCCUUGUGUUUGUUCCUAAGAUAUUACAAUUGCGGAAAGAUCCGAAAGGUGAAGAUAGGAAAAUCCGAUGUACGUCACAGAAAGGCAACUUCAAGACCAACUCCAGUAUAAUCAAACUACAACAAAUGCAAACAGAAAAUAUUGAACUGAACCGAAUACUAGCAGAGAAAGAUUGUGAAAUUGCCAUUCUACUCAAAGAACUUAAAAUGAAAAUGCCAUUGGUUUUUAAGAAACUCGUAGAAGGCGAUGCGGCAACGGUAGAGGUCCAACCACACGGCACGUCGAAUUCAAAUCAACUAGAUUGCGACUAUGGGGGAGUGUACUUAAGCGUUCCUUUGUCCAAUCAUAUUGGCUUACCGACGUUUUCUGUGGGUGAAUUCGACUCUAAUGUCGAUAAAUCUGCUCUCUUGCAAGAAUGUGAUGGCGACAAUUGCCUCAGUAGUCCGUCCACGCAACAUUUAUGCGAAUGCCCUUUGCUGGAUCAAACACGUUUUUUGGAAGAAAUACUUCCUAUUUUAGGAUCAUUGCGUGAAACUGCGAUAUUAUCAGACUCAGACGACAGUCAACUUAGCCUUGGUGAAGGUAAGGAAUGGACGAGUAUUUCGUCCGCGGUUGACAAUUGCUAUGACAAUGGAUGGAUCAUGACAAGUAAUUCUAACUUUAAUAUGAUCAUCUGUAUACGUUGA